Microdochium trichocladiopsis is the source of this 2393-nucleotide messenger RNA. RefSeq names its product molybdenum cofactor synthesis domain-containing protein. The transcript is spliced from 3 exons. Gene Ontology annotation, cellular component: cytosol; cytoplasm. The coding region runs from base 125 to 2161 and encodes 678 amino acids. Gene Ontology annotation, molecular function: molybdopterin molybdotransferase activity. Gene Ontology annotation, biological process: molybdenum incorporation into molybdenum-molybdopterin complex; Mo-molybdopterin cofactor biosynthetic process. NCBI's taxonomy places the organism in Eukaryota, Fungi, Ascomycota, Sordariomycetes, Xylariales, Microdochiaceae. The record is from RefSeq and is a predicted model, not a curated record.
ACCCCCUUGAUCGCCCGAAAGGGAUUGCUUGGCAUUGACGGAACUCACGGGACCCAGAAACUGCCCCUCCACGGCUCCUUCCCUUUCUGACUUCUGUUGCUGAUCUCGGACCAAUACAGGCACAAUGUCGAGCCCACUCCGCGUCGCCUUGCUGGUCGUCUCGGACACUGCUGCCAAAGACCCGUCAACCGAUGCUUCGGGAGAGGCCCUGGGCCAAUUGCUUGCCGAUGAGGGUUCCGGAAAGUGGGAGCUUGUCGAGACCAAGAUUGUGGCCGACAAUGUGACGCAGAUACAGCGUCAGCUCAUGCUGUGGGCUGAUGUUGCCGCUCACAGGUUCAACCUCAUCCUGACAACUGGUGGGACGGGGUUCGCCGUGUCUGAUAAUACUCCAGAGGCUGUUGCUGCUCUGCUUCACAGAAAGGCACCGGGCCUCGUCCAUGCAAUGCUUGCUGCGUCCUUGAGCGUAACACCGUUUGCCAUGAUGUCAAGGCCAGUCGCCGGUGUCCGGCACCAAUCUGUUAUAGUCACGCUCCCCGGGUCGCCCAAAGGUGCCAAAGAGAAUCUACAAGCCAUCAUCAAGACAUUGCCGCAUGCCUGCGUCCAAGCUGCCGGAGCGAAUUCCCGUGCGAUCCACGCAGGAGGAGUAAAGAAACUGGAGGCAGAUGCCGGACUGAGCUCAACUACUGAGCAAUCGUCAGCACAGCCUCAUGCUCACCACCAUCACCAUGCUCACGGUCAUGGGCACAACCACGGCCAUGGAGGACACGGCCAUGGCGGUCUCGUCAGACACACCAAGCCAGGCUCGAAUCCGAUUUCAAACGAUCCGAGUCUAGGUCCCAGCAGAAGGAACCGGGAAUCCCCAUUCCCCAUGCUACCGGUGGCCGAUGCGCUUGCCAAAAUCAGCGAGAACACACCCGCACCAGAGAUCAUCACCUCGAAGGUCGACAGCAAUCUCCCUGGCCACGUAUUGGCCCAAGACGUCACAGCAAGGGAGAACGUCCCUGCGUUCCGAGCCAGCAUCGUUGACGGCUAUGCCGUUGUCGUACCCAGAGACGGCAACAUGAAGGGCGUCUUCCCCGUCGUGUCGGUGUCUCACGCCACACCAGGCGAAGUCAAGCCGCUCAACGAAGGAGAGAUUGCCCGCAUCACCACCGGUGCGCCACUUCCGCCCGGCGCCACAUCGGUCAUCAUGGUCGAAGACACGAUACUCAAGACCAUGACAGACGAUGGCAAGGAAGAGAAAGAAGUCGAGAUCCUCGCCGACAACGUCAAGGAAGGCGAGAACAUCCGAGAAGUCGGGAGCGACAUAAAGGCCGAAUCGGUCAUCCUGUCCAAAGGCGAGCAGGCCUCCGCGCAGGGCGGCGAGAUUGGCCUGCUGGCCGCAGUAGGCGUGAGCGAGGUCAAGACGUACCGCAAGCCCGUGGUCGGGGUGCUCUCGACCGGCGACGAGAUUGUCGACCACGACCGGCCCGGCGACCUCCGAUACGGCGAGGUCCGCGACACCAACCGCAUCACGCUCAUCUCGGCGGCCAAGGAGGCAGGCUACGCCGUCGUGGACCUCGGCAUUGCCGGUGACAAGCCGGGGACGCUCGAGGAGACGCUGCGCGACUCGCUGCGCCGCGUCGACCUCGUCAUCACCACGGGCGGCGUCUCCAUGGGCGAGCUGGACCUGCUCAAGCCCACGAUCGAGCGCGCCCUCGGCGGGACGAUUCACUUCGGCCGCGUGGCCAUGAAGCCUGGCAAGCCGACGACUUUUGCCACGGUGCCCGUCAAGCAGACAGAGUCGGGAGCCCGCGUGGACAAGGUCAUCUUCUCGCUCCCCGGAAACCCUGCAUCUGCAAUCGUCUCGUUCCACCUGUUCGUCCUGCCCGCGCUGCAGCAGAUGUCGGGUGUCGAACCCGCCGGCCUGACCAGACUGCCUGUUGUCCUUGCGCACGACUUCCCCUUGGACAAGUCGAGAGUCGAGUAUCAUCGCGCCAUCGUGUCCGUGAGCAAAGACGGAGUCAUCCGGGCGACGAGCACAGGCGGGCAGCGCAGUUCAAAGGUGGGCAGCUUGAAAGGUGCCAAUGCGUUGUUGUGUCUGCCGCAGGGGAGUGAACCCCUGAAAUCGGGCGCCACCGUCGAGGCUCUCCUCAUGGGCGGCAUACGGAGUGAUUUUUGAGAAUGAAUUGGAAACUGUGCGAAGGAGGAUAUGCGGCUCUCGCCAUGCAAUAGUUUGUGUUGACUUCUGCUGAAAGUCGUGGUAGGACUCGAACCAUGUCUAUUCAUAUUCACAUGUGUUUAUCCUCUAUGAUUUAUCCCAAAUUCUAAAUAUAUAACGUAAUCCACAAGUGGGUGAAUCACACAAGUGGAUGAAUCAGUCCCCCGCCACUUUCGUACAGGCUGUCUUCUUU